Mirounga angustirostris (Northern elephant seal) is the source of this 4655-nucleotide messenger RNA. RefSeq names its product phosphatidylinositol glycan anchor biosynthesis class M (gene PIGM). NCBI's taxonomy places the organism in Eukaryota, Metazoa, Chordata, Mammalia, Carnivora, Phocidae. Gene Ontology annotation, molecular function: GPI mannosyltransferase activity; alpha-1,4-mannosyltransferase activity. The record is from RefSeq and is a predicted model, not a curated record. The transcript has a single exon. Gene Ontology annotation, biological process: GPI anchor biosynthetic process. Bases 135 to 1412 code for a protein of 425 amino acids. Gene Ontology annotation, cellular component: glycosylphosphatidylinositol-mannosyltransferase I complex; membrane.
GACCCGCGGUCGUUCCGGUUGGCGGCGGGCGGGCGGGAGGUGCGCCGGCCGCCCGAGGCGCGGGCGCCGAGCGAGGGCCGGGGCUCCGAGGGCGGCUCCGGGCCGCGGCCGAGCGGCUGACGCGCCGUGCGGCCAUGGGCCCGAGCGGGCCCUGGGGAGAAUGGCUCCUGGGCCUGCGGGUGCCGCCGGCCGGGGUCUUCGGCGUGGCCUUCCUCGCCCGGGUGGCCCUGGUUUUCUACGGGGUCUUCCAGGACCGGACGCUGCUCGUGCGCUACACGGACGUGGACUACCAGGUGUUCACGGACGCCGCGCGCUUCAUCACGCAAGGGCGCUCCCCGUACCUGCGGGCCACCUACCGCUACACGCCGCUGCUGGGCUGGCUGCUCACGCCCAGCGUCUGCCUGGGGGAGCUCUUCGGGAAGUUUCUGUUCAUCAGCUGCGACCUCCUCACCGCCUUCCUGCUCUACCGCCUGCUGCUCCUCCGGGGGCUGGGCCGGCGCCGCGCCUGCGGCUACUGCCUCUUCUGGCUGCUCAACCCCCUCCCCAUGGCGGUGUCCAGCCGGGGCAGCGCGGACUCGCUGGUGGCGGCGCUCGUGCUGGCGGCGCUGCACCUGCUGGCGAGGAGGCAGGUGGCGUGCGCCGCAGUGGCCUACGGCCUCGCCGUGCACAUGAGGAUGUACCCGGUGACCUACCUCCUUCCCAUCGCCCUGCACCUGCUCCCGGAGCGCGGCGGCGGCGGCCCCCCGGGCGCCCGCCGGCCCCGCUGCCCCUUCCAGGCGCGUCUGUGCGAACUCCUCAGGAGGCUUUGCAGUCGGGCCGUGCUGCUCUUCGUGGCGGUGGCCGGGCUCACGUUCUGCGCCCUCUGCUUCGGCUUUUACAGUAAAUACGGCGGGGAGUUUCUGGAGCAAGCCUACCUGUAUCACCUGACGAGGCGGGACCUCCGGCACAACUUCUCUCCGUACUUCUACCUGCUGUACUUGACCGCGGAGAGCCCGUGGAGCCCCUCCCUGGGCGUCGCCGCCUUCCUGCCGCAGGUCGUGCUGCUCUUGGCCGUGUCCUUCGCCUAUUACAGGGACCUCGUCUUCUGUUGUUUCCUGCACACGGCCAUCUUUGUGACUUUUAACAAAGUCUGCACCUCCCAGUACUUUCUCUGGUACCUCUGCCUGCUGCCCCCUGUGAUGCCGCUCGUGAGAAUACCCUGGAGACGGGCUGUGCUCCUCCUAACGCUGUGGUUUAUAGGGCAGGCCUUAUGGCUGGCUCCUGCCUAUGUUCUCGAGUUUCAGGGAAAGAACACCUUUCUGUUUAUCUGGUUAGCUGGUUUGUUCUUCCUUCUUAUCAACUGUUCCAUCCUGAUUCAAAUAAUUUCCCAUUACAAGGAGGAACCCCCCGUGGAGAGAAUCAAAUAUGACUAAUAGGACUCCAGUCCUUCUGCCACUUCGAUUACAUGCUGAUUGUCCUGAAUGGACCAGAAGAGAGCUUUGGGAAACUUUUUUUUUUUUUGAGACAGAGAGAACGAGAGAGAGAGAGCACAUGAGAGGGGGGAGGGUCAGAGGGAGAAGCAGACUCCCCACCGAGCAGGGAGCCCGAUGCGGGGACUCGAUCCCGGGACUCCAGGAUCAUGACCUGAGCCGAAGGCAGUCGCUCAACCAACUGAGCCACCCAGGCGCCCCUUGGGAAACAUUUUUGAACAUCCUGUGCGCUCUAGUGAAAAUUCAGUUUGGAGCAUAAAACCCUGUUCCAACGGAAAUUAAGACAAAUGGUUGCCUUAUUUAGAAAGGGGACUCAGUGACUGAGGUCCACGUCUAGGAAAUCUUAAGACUCUCAGUUAUCUGGGACAUGAUGGGAAGUAAAGGUUACCUGUUGAAAAUGGAAAAUCUGAUGAAACGGAAGUAAAGGUUACCUGUUGAAAAUGGAAAAUCUGAUGAAACUAUCAGAUGAUAAAAGGUUUUUGUAGAAAAAUAGAGGAAUGUCGUUAGAGACAUAAAGUCUUAAGUCGGUAUUCGUAUCAGUUAUACUAUGCUACAGUCCGAAAAUGUCUUUUUAAGCCCCACUUUUUCUUUUUAAAGCUUUCCCAAUAGCUGUGAAAACUCACGGAACAUUCCUAAAGUACAGCUUUUAGAUGUCAAGUGUUAAGUAAUACCACUGUGCUUAGGUUGGGAGAGUUCAUUCUGUGUUAAAAGUGGGGGCUUAGAAAAAGAGCCCAAAGAAUUUAAAUUGUAAUCAUGUUUCACGUAUUUGUUUUAUUACUUAGUUUUUCAGCACUUAGUCUCAGUGGUAUUAGACUACCAUUUGGUUUUAUACAGGAUUAAAUUAAAAUUCACCCAUCUUUAAACUUGAGUCAUUACAUAUUUCAAAAUAGCCUCUUGCUUUUGAUGUUUGAAGUCCACAAACCAUUAGGGACAUUUUAGUGUUCUCUUAUACCUCUUUGUUUUUAAUUUUCUGAUUGCCUUAAAAUAUUUUUCAUACAGAAUUUAAGGCAAUCAAGUGUAAUCUGUGUUGUAAAAAUGAAAACUAGUAGAUUUUAAGUGAUAGAAAACUAAAUUGUUAGUAAGACAUUUCCCAGCUUAAAAAUACCCCACUUAAAAAAAUUCCAUGGUGGAAAUGGAGACCUGUCUGGGAGGCUCUGGAAAGCCUAGAAGCAUCCUAAGUAGCCAUAAAUCUAGACCAAGAAAUUGAGGGAGAGAAUGUGGAAAUGAGGCUUUGAUGAGCAGAUCCAUUUCCCUUAUUACUAUGAUGAAUAUUUCUAGGGAAGAAAUGCUUUCUGAGAUUUAAAUGAGCAACCUAAAAAAAAUUUUUUUUAACAUAGCCCAUCUAGGCUGGGGACUCCCUAACACUCUAAAAAAAUGCAGUAGUAAUAUAGGAGUUUGACUUUAUGAUUGUGGUUUUAAAAGAUGAGUAGUUUAUCAACAUUGUUCUUUCACAGUAAAAAACAAAAACAACUUCCGAGAAGUAGACUAUUUCUUACCGGUGCAGGUCAAAAAAGACUUUGAGAAUAAGAUGUGUAUAAGCUGGUUGUAAAUAAGAAUGCUCUUAUGGGCAGCACUUCUUUGAUGGAUACCUUCUGGAACCUGCCAUUAGAAGGGAAGAAUGGGUGGUUUUCAGGGGUUGUUGUUAGGUGCAAAUAGCAGAGACCAUUAAUUGUUGAGGACAGUGACCUUUCUUAUAGCACCUAGUCUCAUGUCCCACAUUAGUCUUAUCUUGAGGGCUCUUUGUAUGUGAUUGUUCACUAGUGACCUUCUAACCAUGACAUUCUUAUCAGUCUUGGCUUUUUUUUUUCAUUCUUUUGUAAUAAAGAAAGUGCCCAGGCCCAGGAGAUGUAGAUUACUACAAAGUGAGUGGAGCUCAGCACUCUCGUUAAGGCUUGCUAGCGUGUCCCUCUUCAUCUUGUAUUUGUUUGAGGGGCAGUCUUGCACUUGUGCAGGAGUUCCUGUUACUCCCAAACUUUUCUUUUCAAUAAUUCCUCACCUUUAAUAAUCCCCUCCCACAUCCAAAUCCUCUCACCAAAUUGCAUCAUUUCUUGGUGACUCGACCUAGCCUAGUCUAAGUGGAUUUGCUGAAGCACGUUAGCCCAGCUGUGGUAGAUCAAACUAUGGAAACCAUGUGACCAUGAUUUCCAAAAGGUAAAUGGUCAUUGUUGGAUUCCUCUUGGAUUCCAGUGUAUGGUGUGCAGUGUGCAUUCAUCCAUUUGCAGUUCAUGACUGCGUGUGGCACAUGAGAACACAGACCGCUUAGGUUCAAAUUCCAGUGCGCCACCUUGGGCGAGCUGCUUUUAUCUAGACAGACUAGCUUUCUGUCUGUGAAAUGGGGAUGAUACUGUAAUCCUCAGAGAAUGGUUUGUGAGGAUUAAGUGAGUUAAUAUACGAUGCUGGCACAGAACAAGCCAUUCCCCAUCGCCUCCCCAGCUUUACUGUCUGUUCACAAGCUUUUGAAGAAGGAGCUACUUUUGGAGUCUAGGGCUAAGCCUUUUCCCUCAGUCUUUUUUUUUUUAGAUUUUAUUUGUUUAUUUGAGAUAGAGUGAGAGCGAGAGAGAGUGAGAGAGUACUGGGGGGGAGGGGGCAGAGGAAGAGGGAGAAGCAGGCUCUCCACUGAGCAGGGAGCCCGACAUCAUGACCUGAGCCGAAGGCAGACGCUUAACCGACUGAGUCACCCGGGCACCCCCUUUUCCCCAAUCUAAUGGAUAUACGAAAAGAACCUGGGUUUAUACUAAAUAAUUGUUUAAACUACCAGCUACUAUAACUUUGUUCCUCCUAAUCUUGAUCUGGUUCUUUGAAAAGAGAGUAGUUACCUGUGAAAGUGUGCAGAAUUUUCAGAUGUCUGAUUCCAGCUGGACAGCCAACUAAGCAGUGGAGGUUUGGCUCGUACCCCUGAGUUAGCACUUCAUUCUCCAUUGUGUUAAGGACUCAUUCAAGGGUUGGCGCUCUGUCGGUGGGAGCACAUGUCUUCUGCCUGUGUCAGAAGCAUCAGAAGAGCAUAAGCAUUUUUUCAGCGCUGAUUCAGGAGAACCAUUCAUUUAGUAAAAACAAGCAUUUGUAUUCUUUAUCCUGAACAAAACCCAGACUAACAGAAUCUUCCUAUCUGCUCAGACGCAUUAAUUGUUUUGUCUGCUGUAUGAAAUGAAAUGACACAGUGACUAUAAAAAUCAUCUGGAGCAUGAA